Messenger RNA from [Candida] anglica, 3238 nucleotides. NCBI's taxonomy places the organism in Eukaryota, Fungi, Ascomycota, Pichiomycetes, Serinales, Debaryomycetaceae. The record is from the annotation of a GenBank genome assembly.
AUUCAAUCUUUCAACACCACUCCAUUAGUCUAGAUAUUGAAAUAAUGCUAGCGUUGGUUACCAAAGGCUCUGCUGCCUUGGCCAGCAUCUCGGCUCAUCGUCCGAUCCAUAUCAUUCUCGUGACGGCCCUUUUAGCAUCCAUCUCGUACUUAUCCGUGGUUGAUGAAUACAUCCCUGAAUACUUCCGUAAUGGGUCUCUUCUCGGAGUAUCCUUCUACCACCCUGGUGGCUCGUCUUCCUACGCCGACUGGGUCCCAAUCACCGACUUGCAACAAUACCCUGACGCUGAACACAUUGUAUUGGCUCCUUUAAGAUUUAAGAGAGCUUCUUCAACUAUUCCUGAAAUUUCUAUUCCUGAUGUGAAUGUUUUCCGUAGUACCGCUGACAAUGAAUGGUUCCUUGCUGCCUCCAGCGACCAUAUCGAGUCUGCUCUUGCAUCCAUUGACAAAUUAUCGUCAGGUAAUGUCACUUGGAAGGCUCGUCAUGCCAACAGAAUUACCAAAUACUAUGAAUACCUCAAAUAUGGGGUCAAGAAAAUCAAGUCACUCAUCCAAGGGGCUGAAAACUUUGACAUUGCCCUCAUCACUUUGGCCUACGUUGCCAUGUGGUACACUUUACUCAAGGUUUUCGUUGAUAUGCGUAAAAUGGGUAGUAACUUUUGGUUAGCAUUUUCCACUUUAACCCUGUCAAGUUUUGCCUUUUUAUUUGCCCUUGUCAUUACCACCAAAUGGUUCCCUGAAAAUAGAGUUUCUCUUAUUAGUCUUACUGAAGGAAUCCCAUUCUUGGUGGCUAUCAUUGGCUUCAAACAUAAGAUUUCCAUCACUGGUUCUGUUUUGAAAGAUCUGACCGUUGUUUCUCUGCCUGAUGUCAAGACCAUUGUCUCUAGAGCCAUUCUGGCCCAUACUAUCAGUUUGUUGAGAGAUAACUUGGUUGCCAUUGGAGCUUUAAUUGCCUGUGCUUCUUAUGCUCCACAAUUGAACGGCUUACGUAACUUCUGUAUCUUGAGUGCCCUCAUCUUAACUUUUGAUUGGCUCUUGAUUUAUACCUUUUUCUCUGCCAUUUUGGCUCUUAAGGUUGAAAUUAAUCGUGCUAGACGUACUGAAGAUUUGAAAGAAGCUCUUGAAGAAGAUGGAAUUCUGUCACUUGUUGCCGAAUCUGUUGCUCUGCAACUGACUCGUAUUGAACAUCCAAAUGAUGAAGUUUCUAUCUUUAACGAUACUUCUUCCUUUUCCAUUGUUUCAUUCAAGUUUGCCAUGGUUGCCGCCUUUGUUGGUUUCCAUAUCUUUUGGAUUAGUGGUAGUUGGUUGAAGGGUGAUGAAGAUAAAUUACUCCUUACUUAUGCUCCAAACUUAUCAAAAUCUAUGGCCAAACAUAUUAAAAUUGGUUCUAAUGGUACCAUUGUUACUUUGAUGAACCCAAGAGUUUACAUGCCUAUGGGUAUGCUUGUACAAGUUGAAGAUUUCAUUUUGAUUUGUAUCGAAAAAGUUAGUUCUGCCAUUAGAGAUAGUCUUAUCUCUAAAUUUUUGUUAUUUGCCUUUGCUAUUUCUAUUUCUACCAAUGCUUACUUUUUGAAUGCUUCCAGAUAUCAAGUAUCUGCUACCAACAAAUUGAUCGAAAAGGAAGUUAAUAGACCAAGAAGAUCCUCAAUUAAGGAAUCUAAAAAGGUUGCUUCUGCUUCCACCCCCGUUGCAUCCACCACCGUUAAAUCUUCAUCCAAGAAGGAUAAUGUCACUGAAGACUCCAACUCUUUGACUUCUUCAUCGUCUGAAUCACUUGAACUUGUCGCCCGUCCAACAACUUUAAAGCCACUUGAAGAAUGUGCCCGUAUUCUUAAAGAAGGUAAGGUUUCUACCCUUAAUGAUAAUGAAAUUUCAUCCCUUGUGGUUUCUGGUAAACUUCCACUUUAUGCUUUAGAAAAGCAACUUGGUGAUAACACCAGAGCUGUUGCUGUUCGUCGUUUGGCUGUCGCCAAGCUGGCAAAUGCCCCAGUCUUGGAAACUCCUCGCUUACCUUAUUUGGGAUACGACUAUAACCGUGUUUAUGGUGCCUGUUGUGAAAACGUUAUUGGAUAUUUACCAUUGCCAGUUGGUGUUGCCGGUCCUAUGAUCAUUGACGGAAAGCCAUACCAUAUUCCUAUGGCCACUACUGAAGGUUGUCUUGUUGCAUCCACCAUGCGUGGUUGUAAGGCUAUUAAUGCUGGAGGUGGUGCUCAAACUGUCUUGACUCAAGAUGGUAUGACCAGAGGUCCAUGUGUUAGAUUCCCAUCGUUAGCUCGUGCUGGUGCUGCCAAGAUUUGGUUAGACUCUGAAGAAGGUCAAAAAACCAUCAAGAAGGCUUUCAACUCCACUUCUCGUUUUGCCCGUUUACAACAUAUCAAGACCGCCAUGGCUGGUACUUUACUUUUCAUCCGUUUCCGUACCACUACUGGUGACGCUAUGGGUAUGAAUAUGAUUUCCAAGGGUGUAGAAUUCUCCCUUAAGUUUAUGGUUGAGGAAUGUGGAUGGUCUGAUAUGGAUGUUAUUUCAGUUUCCGGUAACUAUUGUACCGAUAAGAAGCCAGCUGCCAUCAAUUGGAUUGAAGGUAGAGGUAAAUCUGUCGUUGCUGAAGCCAUUAUCCCAGCCGAUGUUGUUAAGAAGGUUCUUAAGUCCGAUGUUGAUGCUCUUGUUGAAUUGAACGUAAGUAAGAACUUGGUUGGUUCAGCCAUGGCUGGAUCUAUCGGUGGAUUCAAUGCACAAGCUGCUAACUUGGUUACUGCUGUGUUCUUAGCUUGUGGUCAAGAUCCUGCCCAAAAUGUCGAGUCUUCCAACUGUAUAACUCUUAUGAACAAUGUUGGUGGUGACUUGCAAAUCUCUGUCUCUAUGCCUUCGAUUGAAGUUGGAACCAUUGGUGGAGGUACCAUUUUGGAACCUCAAGGUGCUAUGCUUGAAUUAUUGGGUGUUCGUGGUCCUCAUGCUACCAACCCAGGUGAAAAUGCUAGACAAUUGGCCAGAAUCGUCGCUUGUGCUGUAUUAGCUGCCGAGCUUUCUCUUGCCUCUGCUUUGGCCGCUGGUCAUCUUGUCCAAUCCCACAUGCAACAUAACCGUGCUGGUGCGGCCGCUGCUCCAGCUAACGGAUCAGCACCAACUGCUCCUGCAACCACCCCGGCCGUCAGUGCCGCUGAAAUUGCCCGUCUUAAGGAAGGCGCAGUGAACUGUAUUCGUUCAUAGCAUAUAUAGAUUCAUGUAAAUUAGUUCUGAAU